Molecule: messenger RNA, 1638 nt
Organism: Apodemus sylvaticus (European woodmouse)
Lineage: Eukaryota; Metazoa; Chordata; Mammalia; Rodentia; Muridae
Exons: 9
Coding region: 1-1638 (545 amino acids)
Source: RefSeq, a predicted model, not a curated record
AUGUUCUCUUGUUUCUGGCGUUCAAGUGGCGCUGACCACAAAAAAGCUAAGAGGGGUCGCCUUGGCCACAUUUGGAGACGUUGGAUACGCCCUUUGACACACUGCUGGCGUGUAUCCCACAGGGAUCCUGAGGUCUGUCCUCAGAAUAAAAAGAAGACAGGCUCUCUGCCCAAGCCCCCCAGGUUCAACUAUAGAACCACAGAAUAUAUUGAACAAAUGGUAGAGUAUUUACCAACUGCAGUUCGGUACAACGACCACCUCUCGAUCAGCAUUUUUCUUACUGUUUACCACAAGUAUGUUACCACCUGGGAGGUGCUGGACCUGAUAAUGACAAUGUAUGCAUCCUUCCAGCCUGACUCACUGGAGGACCAGCAAACAAAGAGCGACAUAUUCAGUUUUCUAUCCCGCUGGUUUGAGAAAUUUCCUGAUAGUUUUAGUAAGGACCCAGAUAUGGCCAUCGUCAGGCGAUUAAUGACCUACGUGGAGCUCAAUGUGCCUUCUGAAGAAGUACAUGCCCGAGCCACGGAGCUGCUCUCAGUUCUGGAGGAGGAGGAGGCCAAAAAGCUAAAGCUUGAGAAAGCUUGUACAACAACACCAGCAGAGCCCCCAGUGCAGGAUGCCUCAGUGAUGCAAGAGAGUCUGACGGUGAGGCCAGCUUCUGAGGCAGAGCCACAGGGAGACCUGCCACCCCGGGAGGACACUGCGCUCUUGGAAACAACACCUCUGGAACCAUUUGAGCCAGAAGCUGGUCGAGUGCAGCUUCCAAGUUCAGAUCCAGCUCUGCCCACAUCACCUGAUACACAGUCACCUAUAGAUGUAUCUGCAGAUGGGUCUGCAGAUAUGGCCGCAGAUGUGUCUGCAGAUGUGUCUGCAGAUGUGUCUUCAGAUAUGGCCGCAGAUGUGUCUGCAGAUGUGUCUGCAGUUGUGUCUGCAGAUAUGGCUGCAGAAAUGUCUGCAGACGUGGAAUACAAAUCAAUUGCAGAGGCCCAAGUGCAGGAUGCCCAAGUCUCUGGGAUGCAAGAGAGUCUGGUUCGUAGGCCAGCUUCUGAGGCCGAGCCACAGGAAAGCCUGCUGCUCCGUGAGGACACUGAGCUCUUCGAGGUAACAGUUGUACAACCAUUUCAGCAAGAAGCUGGUCCAGUACAUCUUCCAAAUAUAGAUCAAGCUCUAUCGAUACCAGAUGCUAUCCAGUCACCUGUAGAUAUGGCUGCUGAUGUGGCUGCAGGUGUGGCUGCUGCUGUUUCAGCUUUCCAGCACAUAUUUCUAUCUGCUGUUGUGCACAUAGGUGCAGCAGAGUCUUCUUCCCUCUGCCUGAGGUCUUCCCGUGGCUCAGGCCACACAAAAACCAAGAGUAGUCGCCUUGGACGCCUGUGGAGAAGCUUGAUCCACACUCUGACACUCUGCUGGCACAGUUCCCCCAGGGAUCCCCAGGACGUUCCUCAGAAUAAACAGGAGUCCGGCUCUCAGCCCAAGACACCUAGGUCCACCAGGAAGAACAGAAAAUGUGUUAAAGAAAUACUGUACUAUAUCCCAGGUGCUGUUCAGCGCAACGACCACGAUUCCAUCGACAUUUUUCUUGACAUAUACAGAAACUAUGUUACCACCUGGGAAGUGCUGGACCAAAUGAUGAGAAUGUAG